GAAUAUAAAAAUUAGGGCAAGAGAGAUAAAGAUCGAAUUGAAAAAACAGAUCGGAAUCGUCUAGAGAGAGAGCUAGAGGAUGUCGUAUCUUCUACCGCAUCUGCACUCCGGUUGGGCCGUGGAUCAGGCGAUUCUGGCCGAGGAAGAGCGUCUCGUCGUCAUUCGUUUCGGUCACGACUGGGAUGAGACUUGUAUGCAGAUGGAUGAGGUGCUUGCUUCAGUUGCUGAGACGAUAAAGAACUUUGCAGUCAUUUACCUUGUGGACAUCACUGAAGUUCCAGACUUCAACACAAUGUACGAGCUGUAUGAUCCUUCAACAGUCAUGUUCUUCUUCAGGAACAAACACAUCAUGAUCGAUCUUGGAACUGGUAACAACAACAAGAUUAACUGGGCACUCAAGGACAAGCAAGAGUUCAUCGAUAUCAUCGAAACCGUCUACCGUGGUGCAAGGAAAGGUCGUGGGUUGGUGAUUGCUCCAAAAGAUUACUCCACCAAGUACCGCUACUAACCGGGCUUCCCAACACAUUCUAGUUUGUUUAAAACCAUUGAGUCCUCUAUUGAUUCUGGUCAGCUGAAAUAUCCCAUGAACUGGUUUCAUAUAUAUGCUUUGAUUCUGGUUUUUCGCUUGCUGUUUUGGUUGUUUGUUCUCCAUUUUAUGUAUGUAACUACUUGCUUCGAACAUAAUUCAGUGAAAUGAAACUUGGAAGCCGAUCCUGGGUUUUAUGUA
This is a messenger RNA of Camelina sativa (false flax), 727 nucleotides long. Its product is annotated as thioredoxin-like protein YLS8. Gene Ontology annotation, cellular component: spliceosomal complex; U4/U6 x U5 tri-snRNP complex; U5 snRNP. NCBI's taxonomy places the organism in Eukaryota, Viridiplantae, Streptophyta, Magnoliopsida, Brassicales, Brassicaceae. The record is from RefSeq and is a predicted model, not a curated record. Gene Ontology annotation, biological process: mRNA splicing, via spliceosome.